GUCACUUCCUGUAUCGUUCGCGCUGUGGUUUACCGGAGCUUUGAAUCGGUGACCACAGGAGUUCUCAAUGGCGUCUACAGAAGGGAAGAAAGAAGUAAAGAUGAUUUCAGAUCUGUCCAACCAAGUACUUCUUCAGUAUGAGAGCCUCCAAAAAGAACAUGAGAAAAUCAAAAAGGAGUGUAAACAAAUGCAAGAGGAAAGAGAUGAGGCCUUACAGAAGCUAAAGGAAUUUGAAAAAGUGUCUCACAGGGUGAUCGAGGAGGUGAACAACAUUCAGGAGAAUCUAGAGAUCGAAAAGACAUGUAGACAGAGUGUAGAGGCUUUGGCCUCCAAGUUGAACAGACAGAACCGCUCCCUGAAGAGGAAAAGUAUGCUCUAUAUAUCCAGUCUUAAUGCCAAUGUCGUUGCUGAGAUAAAUCUUGACGAUGAAGAAAAUGAAGAUCCACAGGAGGAGGAGUUAGGUGACUGUAGCUCCUCCCACUGUCAGCUCGUCAUCACAGAGCUGAGGGAUAAACUAGAGGUGAUCCAGGCAGAGAAGAAGCAGAUAGCGAUUGAUCUGGAGAAGACAAGAGAACAGCUCUGCCAGACUAGACAGGAACUGCUGAAAGAGAAACAUGAUAAUACUGUUUUGAUUGCUGAAACGUUCCAACAAAAGAAGCUCUUGGGAAAAUACAACAGAGUGUCUCAGUAUGCUCUGGAGGAGUUUGAGUCCUUGCAAGAGGAUCUAAAGCUUGAGAGGGACCUACGUUCUGAAGCAGAGAAGUUUGCGCAUGAGAUGCUAGUAGAACAGAAGAAGCUGAAAAGACAGAGCCAGAUUUUGGUCCAGAGUGUGUGUCCAGCCGAAGGUCUGCAGAAAGCUCUAGCAGAGAUCAACACACUGACACACACUCUAGAGACCCAGAGACUGGAGCACCAACAGCAGGUGAAGGCUCUGGAAGAACAAGUAAAUGGCAGUGAGUUAAAGAAGCAGCUGACAACGUUACAGAAACAAACCGAACUGCUAGAGGAGGAGAGAAAACAAUGGCAGCACAAAUACACUAAAGCUGAAACUGAGACCAAAGACCUCAGAUUUUCAGUGGAGGAACUGAAGAAGAAGCUUCAGCAGGCCUCCAACCCCCCACCAGCUGCCCCAGUGCCCCCUCCACCACCUCCCCCACCCCCACCUCCUCCACCUCCUCCACCUUCUGCUACCUCAAGCAACCCACUCAGCUCAUUGUUGUCUUUACUCCGGAAGAAAAAAGAUGUCAACACUGAAAUUCCAUUAGUAGAGAAGGACUCCUCUGACAAAAGCCCAGAGAAGGACGUUAGACAGCAGGCCGUUGAUGAGAUGAUGCUGCGAAUCAAAAAAGGCAUUCAACUCCGGCCUGUUUCCCAGACAACCAACAGAGCGAGACCAGGACCGAAAGAACGGACACCGUCAAAUUCUGCCAUACAGGAACUUCAGGGAAUCUUGAACUCUGUAAAGCGUCCCGGCCCCUCCCCCUCAUCUGGGACAGGGCCUCCUUCAGCAUCACCAAAUUCAGAGCUAGAGAAAGCCCUGCACAGACGGAGGCAAGCGUUAAAGACAACGCAGAACAACACGACUCCCAAUAGUUUUCUGGAUGUGACCCAGAUUAAGCAGACCCAGCCAAAAACAGACCAGAGCACAAGGGACCAGGACACACAGCUCAACAACCACAAUUUGCAAUGACCAACCCAAAACCACAAAGGAGUGCAUUGGUUGGAAAUCUGGAGCACAAAAAAUGGAAAUGUUGGAAGGAAGAAAAAAAUACUGAUCUUACAUACACUUUUACACACAUCAGGAUGAUGUUUUAAUGAAAAAUUAAUGGCCAAAAUCAGCCCAUUUCAUAUACAAACAAUAAUUAUAUGGUGAAAUAUAAUUAUUCUUAAAAUAUCUUUGUUAUUACUGUGACAAAUAUUGAAGUAUUUUAACAAUGGUGUGGAAGUUUUUUAUAAUAAUAUUACAAUACAGUACACUUUCUUAAUUUAAAAAAACCAUAAACAAUCAAUAAGCCCUAAAACAUCACACACAGAGUAUGAAAGUCUGAUAACUGAGAUGAGUCUAAGAGUUUCUUACUUUGUGAUUAAUUCCAGUGCAAGCAAUAAAUAAAUAAUAUAAUCUUGCAUAAAUCAUAAAUCUUAUUUUCUAUUAUUAUUUUUUAUGUCAUACAAGCAGCUCAGACAAAUGCCAUUAUGAUAAUGUUACACCGACUGCAGAUGAUGUCACACCAGGACUGAUGUCAUUUAUAAGAGGCAGUUUUAUUUCUCUGGCACCUGCAGGGACACAAAACUACCACAUUAAAAAGCACCAGUUUCCUGAAUAUAGACUGAAUUGUGCUCUUAAUUAUGGUUCUCUGU
This is a messenger RNA of Myxocyprinus asiaticus (Chinese sucker), 2358 nucleotides long. RefSeq names its product shootin-1-like. The transcript is spliced from 17 exons. The record is from RefSeq and is a predicted model, not a curated record. NCBI's taxonomy places the organism in Eukaryota, Metazoa, Chordata, Actinopteri, Cypriniformes, Catostomidae. Gene Ontology annotation, molecular function: actin binding. Bases 68 to 1690 code for a protein of 540 amino acids.